AUGGGUCUUUACCGUAUAAAGGUCAAGAGUGGGAUGUCAGAGAGCUAUUUUGACCAGCUAAUGACAUUAGUUCAUGACAUGCUACCUCCAGAUAAUGUUCUGCCUAAGUCUACGGAUGAGAUGAAGAAGUUCUUAAAGGUGUUUGGUUUUGGUUAUGAUGUCAUCCACGCCUGCAAAAAUGAUUGUAUCCUUUAUAGGAAACAGUAUGCGGAGUUAGUUUGCUGUCCAAGAUGUAGUGAAUCAAGAUGGGAAAGAGAUAAGCACAAUGGUGAGGAGAAGAAAGGAGUUCCAUGUAAGGUCCUUAGGUAUUUUCCCAUAAAAGAGAGAUUCAAGAGGAUGUUUAGAUCGAAACGGUUGGCUGAGGAUUUGUGUUGGCACUUCAACAAUGCAAUUGAAGAUGGAUCUAUGCGGCAUCCUGUGGAUUCUUUGACUUGGGUUCAGGCAAACGAUAAGUGGCCGGAAUUUUCUGCUGAAGCAAGAAACCUGAGACUAGGUCUUUCUACUGAUGGGAUGAAUCCAUUCUCGAUCCAAAACACCAAGUACAGCACGUGGCUGGUUCUCCUAGUUAACUACAAUAUGGCGCCAACUCAGUGCAUGAAAGCGGAGAACAUUAUGUUGACGAUGUUGAUACCUGGACCAACAGCACCUAGCAACAACAUUGACGUGUAUCUACAGCCCCUGAUAGAGGACCUCAAGGACUUGUGGACCGAAGGUAUUGAAGUUUAUGAUGCCUUUAAGAAGGAGAGUUUUAAUUUAAGAGCUAUGUUGCUGUGGAGUAUCACAGAUUACCCAGCUUUAGGGACAUUAGCUGGAUGCAAUGUUAAGGGGAUGCAAGCGUGUAUUGUAUGUGGGAAGGAGACACCGCAUAGAUGGCUUAAGUUUAGUAGGAAACAUGUAUAUAUGGGCAACAGGAAGCGACUGAUGCCUGGUCAUCCCGACAGACGUAGAAAGGGUUGGUUUGACAACACAGUGGAGUCUGGUGUUUCAAAGAGGAUUCAGGGUGGGAAAGAAAUAUUUGACAGCUUUAGAGGAUUUAGAAAUGAUUUUGGAAAACCAUUAGCUAAAAAGGAGAAGCGUAAAAGGGCAGAAGCAGAAGAUGACGAUGAUGAAGCUGCAACAGCUGAAGAAAUCGAAGAAGAAGAUGAUUUAUGGAGGUUGAAAAAAAAGUCUAUCUUCUUUGACUUACCAUAUUGGAAGGAAAUGCCUGUCAGGCAUAACAUAGAUGUUAUGCACGUCGAGAAGAACGUCUCAGACGCACUACUAUCUAUUAUUAUGAAUAAUGCAAAAUCAAAGGAUGGGUUGAAAGCAAGAAAAGAUUUAGAAGACAUGGGAAUCAGGAACGUAGAAGUGGAUCAACAUUCACCAACUGAAGUUGAAGAACCCAUCCCUGCUUCUAGCAAUGGAGUGUCCAACACCGAUGACACUCAGACACAGCAAUCCGAGAUCAAAACGAGGAAGACAAGGGGUCUAACUAAAAUGCGCAAAAUGGCCAAAAAUGCAGAGGACAAGGUAGAUGUAGAGUUCAACUCCAUAGGUGAGCAUGUCGGUAGUGGAUCAGUGACACUCUCAUCCUUUCUUGGUCCUCUUGUGAGGGAGCAUGUGCCAGUAUUGCUAGAUGACUGGAGACACGUCGAAGAAACAACAAAAGACGCUUUAUGGGAAGAGAUUCAGGGGAGGUUCAACUUGACAGAGGAAUGGCAAAAAGAUGCAGUCUUUAAGCAUAUGGGUUGCUUGUGGAGGGCCUCGAAAUCUAGGCUGACUUCUAUAGUCCGUUCUAUUAAAAACAAGGCUCAGAUACAGAAAAUGAAGCCUAGCAACAUCCAAUCUUCUUCUGCUUGGAACAGUUGGGGAAAGCUAGGUACAAAGUGA
This is a messenger RNA of Brassica oleracea var. oleracea, 1869 nucleotides long. RefSeq lists its product as uncharacterized. The record is from RefSeq and is a predicted model, not a curated record. The transcript is spliced from 5 exons. Lineage: Eukaryota; Viridiplantae; Streptophyta; Magnoliopsida; Brassicales; Brassicaceae. Bases 1 to 1869 code for a protein of 622 amino acids.